Symbiodinium natans is the source of this 1239-nucleotide messenger RNA. The record is from the annotation of a GenBank genome assembly. NCBI's taxonomy places the organism in Eukaryota, Dinophyceae, Suessiales, Symbiodiniaceae.
AUGUGGCGUGCGGCCCCUGUUUUCUUGGAGUGCUCCUGCCAUCCCAAGGACGAGGUGAAAGCGUACAAGGCUCAGAAGAACGCGGAUGAACUGACGAAGGGUCGCAAUGCCUUCUGCGCCUUCAACGUCCUCGAAGCUUUUGUGUCAGCAGUUGGAAUGGGAGACGACAUCAACGCAAUCAUCAGGGUGUGCCCGCCGCCGCGCGACGGAGAGUCCGAGGCGCGGGAAACCUCCAGUAGAGAGUCGGCUGGCCAGAGAGUGCAGCUUGAAGUUUUGUUGCAGACAAUGAGUGCAGUCCAUGAGCUCUUGCUUUGCAAGCCUUCGGCCCAGUUGGCGUGCCAAGUGGAUGGUGCUAUCCUGGUAGCCUGGGUGGGGAACUUGGCCGCCAAGCUGUCUUUCGCCGCCUCGAACUGCGCGCUCACCAUCUCGGUCAAUGCCCUCUGCGGCGUAGGCGUCACUGGCCUUAUCUCCGUCAUGGGAGAGCUGGCGGCCACAGCCUCCCUAGCAGCAGCCACCUGCACGCCCACACCGCCCAGUUUGACCACAACGAAGAUCAGCGUUCUUGGUGACCAGACCGUGCGGCAACGUCGACUGCUCAUCGGCGAAGGGAAGAUCGGCAACGGCGUCCAAUGCAUGGUGGAUGUGGGGAUGGUCGCCAGCAACAUCGCCAACAUGGGCAUCUCCAUCUUUCAGGCGGUCAAGACGGGGAACUGCGGCCGGCUGGCUCUCGACUCUGCCUUCAACAAGCUGACCGGAGUCCCCGAGGCACUUUGCACCGUCGACAUCGGCGGUGCGGUGGCCUACAUCUCCCAGGUGGUCACCUUCAUUAACCUGGUUGUCGUGCACUGCCAAGACUUCUUGGACGUGAGCGCCCUCUGUGGGGCAAGCAUUGCAGGCAUCACCACGUCAGCGGCUGCCAUUGCCCCUUACGGCGCGGCAGUGCAUGCGGCCUGUGCCAAGAACCUCCUUACCAAGAAUGCCGCCCUUCAGGCGAAGAUCAACAGCCUCUACACGGUGCCGCAGCCCCGGCGCCUGCAAGAAUUGGAGGACACGGUUAGCAACCUUAAGUCGAUCAGACAGAAGCUUGAGCAGCACUUGGGCAUCAACGCCACCGCCUCUAGCACCGCAAUCUCCCGGGCCGAUUUGGAGAACAUGGUCACGCUCAUUGACGGCGGCGUCGACGCGGAGAAGACAUCCAUGCGAGGAUCGUCUGAGUUCUUUGAGGAGUGUGAGGAGUGA